AUGCAUUUCAAGGUUGGCAAGUUCACAACCAUCACCUUGACUGUCGUUGCAUCCACCCGCGUCUCUGUGAAUGCUGCAAUACUACCUAGAAAAGACCUCGCCCAGCUCUCCGUUGUUUUCUUCGACAACGUCAAUUUGACCGGAGCAGCUUUCUCUCCCGAUAGUCUCAUUGAGACCAUUCGAAGGGCUGGCGUCCAUGCAACGUUGUCCAUUCUUCACAACGGCAGCGGGGACGAAGAGGACGGAGAUCCCCAUUUGACUCAGAAAUUGCAAUUUUUGCUCUCGGCACCGAACACAUCUUGCCAUCUCACAACCACCUUCAUCCUGGCAUCCUCUUCACAUUUCCAGUUUUCCUUUCAAUAUCUAUACUAUAUUUCGUCCGAUCUUAAUAUCUGGGACAAAAGGACAUCGUGGUCAUGA
Messenger RNA from Psilocybe cubensis, 420 nucleotides. RefSeq lists its product as uncharacterized. Bases 1 to 420 code for a protein of 139 amino acids. The transcript has 6 exons. The record is from RefSeq and is a predicted model, not a curated record. NCBI's taxonomy places the organism in Eukaryota, Fungi, Basidiomycota, Agaricomycetes, Agaricales, Agrocybaceae.